CAACAAGACAACGCAAUGUCUGAACAAAUUACUCUUUACACUGCGAAAAUCUGUCCUUAUGCGCAACGGGCUGAGAUAGCUCUAGCGGAAGCGGGCGUGGACUACACAAGAUAUGAAAUUGACUUGCAGAACAAGCCAGGCUGGUAUGCUCCCAAGGUUAAUCCGGCAAGCAAGGUUCCUGCGAUUUCAUAUGGCGGUCCGAAAGUAGCCCCAGAACAGCCUUCUCCUGACUCUGUCAAGAUUGCAGAGUCGCUCGUUUUACUCGAAUUCUUCGCGGACCUCUUCCCAGGGUCCAAGCUUCUCCCAAAGGAUCCUGUCCUGCGCGCACGCGCACGGUUCUUCAUCGACGCUGUGAGCACCAAACUCACACCGGGUUGGGCAGCCUUCGUUAUCCGUGGCGAAAGUCCGGAGGCGUUCUUCUCUGGUGCUGAGGCCAUCCAGGCGCUGCUUCCCGAUGACAAAAAGUUCGCAGUCGCCGAUGAUUUCACGAUUGCAGAUGCAGCCAUCGCUCCGUUCCUUGGUCGUGCUUUCGUUGCAUUGAAGAACGAUAUUGGAACUUAUGCACCUGGUGAAGGGAAGAAAGCACUUGAAGUCCUUAACAGUCCGCGGUUCAGCAAGCUCUUGAACUACUUCAAGCGGAUCGAAGCGCGCGAGAGUUUCAAGUCAACGUUCGACGAGGAACACAUUAAAGAGAAGUUUGGAAAGCGGUUUGCAGAGACUAGGGCAAAGAAACUCGCAGCAUGAAAGUGAAGUCGAACUCAAAGAAGUCAUUCACGCCAGACUGUAGAAUAUGUAUGAUGUUAAAAUGUAUGACGUAACGGUGUUUACAUUUGUUAUCUGC
This is a messenger RNA of Fomitiporia mediterranea MF3/22, 841 nucleotides long. RefSeq names its product glutathione S-transferase. The record is from RefSeq and is a predicted model, not a curated record. Lineage: Eukaryota; Fungi; Basidiomycota; Agaricomycetes; Hymenochaetales; Hymenochaetaceae. Gene Ontology annotation, cellular component: cytoplasm. The transcript has 5 exons. Gene Ontology annotation, molecular function: glutathione transferase activity. The coding region runs from base 16 to 744 and encodes 242 amino acids.